UAUCACAACACUAGCUUCUAGUGUAAGAAUUUGAUAUGGUAAACUUUUACAUACUGGUGGUUAUGAAAAAUUUCAAAGUAAAAUAAAUUCUUGAUUCAACUUGGUCAUGAUAUUGCUUGCUAAAACAGUUCCUUUAGCACUGUUAAAUAGAGACGUCAGCUCCUUUAAUUUUCUCUACAAUAUCCUUUCACUAGCAAUGGCAGAAAAUGCUUCUCUCUUCUGUGUUAAAAACAUAAAACUUGGAUACCAUUAUCUAAUCUCCUAUUCAGUUUACCUCUUUGUCAUCCCCAUAAUCCUUUCUUCCAUAGGAUUUCACCUUCUUACCUUUAACGUCGAAGAUGUCAACAACCAUAUCCCCAUACUGAAAUCAUUGUCUAUUAUUAUUAUUGUUUUUUUGGCCGCGCUAUACUUAAGGGGUCAUCCAAGAAACGUUUACUUGGUAGAUUUUGCAUGUUACAAGCCAGAUCUGUCUGAUAUGAUGAGCAAACAAGAGUUUCUAGACAUAGUUACAUCAACAUUCGAUGAGGACAGCGCGAAUUUACAGAAGAAAGUGUUAGAAAGAUGUGGAUAUAGUGACAAGACGUAUGUUCCAGAGAGCAUCAGAAUGCUACCAGCGAAGUUAUUGACGUUUAAUAAUUGUAGGAAGGAAAUAGAGAAGGUUAUGUUUGGAGCCGUAGACGAUCUAAUGUCGAAAACUGGAGUGAAGGCUUGUGAGAUUGGGAUAGUGAUAGUGAACAUUGGCGUUCACAACCCAACACCUUCGUUAUCCUCCAUGAUUGUCAACCAUUACAAGCUUGGACUCGAUGUGCUUACUUAUAAUAUUAGUGGCAUGGGAUGUAGUGCUGGACUCAUUUCUAUUGACCUUGCAAAUCGGCUUUUGCAGGUUAGUCAAAUGCUUCUUUUUCGUUUUUCCAAAAGAGAAAGCAUCAAUGCUGGUUACUACCUAGGCAAGGAUCGAUCAAAGCUUAUAACAAACUGUCUUUUCCGUAUGGGGGCAGCUGCCAUUCUCCUCUCCAAUCGCAUCACAGACUAUCGCCGUUCAAAAUAUAAACUCAAGCACGUCGUGCGUACCUACAAAGGAGCUGAUGACAGGGCUUUCAAAAGCAUAUACCAAGAACAAGAUGAAGAUGGAAAUAUUGGCAUAUCACUCUCGAAAACCCUAACAGUCGUAGUAGGAGAAACUCUCAAAGCCAAUAUAACAACUCUAGGGCCAUUGGUGCUUCCUAUGUCCGAGAAACUUUUAUUUUUCGUAUCCUUAAUUGCUAGAAAGACGUUUAAAAUGAAGAAUAUUUUCAAGAAGCCAUAUGUUCCCGACUUCAAGAUGGCUUUCGAUCAUUUCUUCAUUCACACGGGAGGAAGAGCAGUGUUGGAUGAGAUGGAAAAGAAUCUUGAGCUCACAGAAUGGCAUAUGGAGCCUUCAAGAAUGACACUUUACAGGUUUGGAAACACAUCAAGUAGCUCAUUGUGGUAUGAGUUGGCCUACGCUGAGGCCAAAGGGAGGAUAACAAAGGGUGACAGAGCAUGGCAAAUAGGUUUUGGCUCAGGUUUCAAAUGUAAUAGUGUCGUUUGGCAUGCCCUUAAAACUAUUAAUCCUGCGAAUCUGGAGAAAAAUCCCUGGACUGGUGAGAUUCAGGACUUCCCAGUUCAUGUCCCCACAAUGAUGCCUCUUUCUAGUUGAAUGUUUAAUUAUUUCGUGCAAUUAUAUGCUGAAGGGAAAAGUUAGCUCCCUCGGAUUACUAUUAUGUUCCAUAAUUCUCUCUUGUUUUAUAGGCCUCAACUGAAUUGGUGA
Messenger RNA from Lycium barbarum (goji berry), 1789 nucleotides. RefSeq names its product 3-ketoacyl-CoA synthase 20-like. The transcript is spliced from 2 exons. Gene Ontology annotation, biological process: fatty acid biosynthetic process. NCBI's taxonomy places the organism in Eukaryota, Viridiplantae, Streptophyta, Magnoliopsida, Solanales, Solanaceae. The coding region runs from base 107 to 1678 and encodes 523 amino acids. Gene Ontology annotation, molecular function: acyltransferase activity, transferring groups other than amino-acyl groups. The record is from RefSeq and is a predicted model, not a curated record. Gene Ontology annotation, cellular component: membrane.